UCGGGAUUCGUUAUGAAUUCCAGCCCGCUUCCUAACGGCAGACUCGUGCCGGACAGCCAGAGCUGGAACUCCUCCGGUUCCGACGAGGAUCUGGACGUCGAACCGGGACCAGGGCCGCACGGAGGGGUGGUAGAAUCUGGCGGGGUGCUCAGUAAGUGGACUAACUACAUUCACGGAUGGCAGGACCGCUGGGUCGUUCUGAAGAACAACACCUUGAGUUACUACAAAUCCCAGGACGAGCGCGAGUACGGCUGUCGCGGUUCCCUGUGUCUCAGCAAGGCUGUCAUCACACCUCAUGAGUUUGACGAGUGCCGGAUGGACAUCAGCGUCAAUGAUAGCGUGUGGUAUCUACGUGCUCAGGACCCAGAACACCGCAACCAGUGGAUCGAUUCAAUCGAGCAACACCGGGCUGAGUCUGGUUAUGGCUCUGAGUCCAGUUUGAGGAGACACGGCUCCAUGCUGUCCCUCACAUCAGCCACCAGUGGAUACUCAGCCACCUCCACCUCCUCCUUUAAGAAGGGUCACAGUCUGCGAGAGAAGCUGGCAGAGAUGGAGACCUUUCGAGACAUCCUGUGCAGGCAGGUGGACACGCUGCAGAAAUACUUCGACGGCUGCUCUGACGCCGUGACCAGAGACGAGCUCCAGAGAGACAAGAUCAUAGAGGAUGAUGAAGACGGUUUCCCUAACACUCGCUCCGAUGGAGAUUUCCUGCAUAACAACAAUGGCAGCAAGGAGAAAUUAUUCCAGUGUUUGAGUCAUAAAGGCAUUAAUGGGAUAGAUUUUAAAGGAGAGGCCAUCACGUUCAAGGCAACCACGGCGGGAAUCUUGGCUACACUUUCCCACUGCAUCGACCUGAUGGUGAAGAGAGAGGACAGCUGGCAGAAGAGACUGGAUAAGGAGAUGGAGAAGAGGAGGAGGGUGGAGGAGGCGUAUAAAUCAGCCCUGUCCGAGCUGAAGAAGAAGUCUCACUUUGGAGGGCCCGAUUACGAGGAGGGUCCAAACAGCCUGAUCAAUGAAGACGAGUUCUUUGACGCCGUGGAGGCCGCUCUGGACAGACACGACAAAAUAGAAGAACAGUCUCAGUGUGAGAAGAGCAGGAUACAGAGGAGCAGUUCAGUACCUUCAGGAGACAUCUUCUCCAGCGUGGGCUCUCACCGAUUCGCUGAGAAGCCCCCCUCUCGUCCUUCCUCUCCCUCAUCUUCUGCUGUAGCCUUCCUUCCUUCUCUCCAUGAGCACAGAUUCAGUGCUGAGGUGCAGGAGAUGGUUCAGAAUCACAUGACCUACUCGCUGCAGGACGUCGGUGGAGACGCUAACUGGCAGCUGGUGGUGGAGGAGGGAGAGAUGAAGGUGUACCGGCGCGAGGUGGAGGAGAACGGGAUCGUGCUGGACCCUCUGAAGGCCACACACUCUGUCAAAGGGGUCACAGGUCACGAGGUCUGCCACUACUUCUGGGACACGGAUGUCCGAAACGAUUGGGAGACUACUGUUGAAAACUUCAACAUCGUGGAGACGCUGUCUGAUAACGCCAUCAUCAUCUACCAGACUCAUAAGAGAGUGUGGCCAGCGUCCCAGAGAGACGUCUUGUACCUGUCUGCCAUUCGUAAGAUUGUGGCCAAUAACGAGAACGAUCCAGACACAUGGCUCGUCUGCAACUUCUCAGUCGAGCACGAGAAUGCCCAGCCUAACAACAGAUGUGUUCGUGCUAAAAUCAACGUAGCGAUGAUCUGCCAGACCCUGGUCAGUCCACCAGAGGGAGACAAAGAGAUCAGCAGAGACAACAUCCUGUGCAAAAUCACAUACGUGGCCAACGUGAAUCCUGGCGGCUGGGCUCCUGCGUCUGUCCUGAGGGCCGUCGCAAAAAGAGAAUAUCCCAAAUUCCUCAAGCGCUUCACGUCCUACGUCCAGGAGAAAACAUCCGGGAAGCCCAUCCUCUUCUGAGCACCAGUCCCCAGUUCUGCUGUGUGUGUGUGUGCAUGAGCGCCUCUGGUUCCUGCACACUCCUCCAGAGACACAGAAGACUCAUGCGUCCCUCCUCAGACUGCUCUCGAUCCACAGGAAGCCCAGCGAUAGAUGCCUGAUGCUGUUCUGUAGCGCCACACUAGCUCACACAGACCGAGGACUAGAGAAACCUAACCUCAAAGUCUGUCCCAUGUCUUCUGUCUGAGAUCUACAUUGAUAUGAAUCUAUAUGUAUGUAUGUAAGUAAAUGAGAUAGCAAGUUUAUAUAUAUAUAACAGAGAGUUUUGAAGCUGAACACACGAGACUCGCUCUGUUUUUUUUCCUGUUUGAACACAUUUCAGCUUUGCUUUCGUCGUCCUCGUAUAAUGGCUGUUUGGGGAAAUCAAAGGCGUGUUUGUGAGUGAACUCUAUAAACCUGCCUUUCGUCUCGAUGUUGACCGUCUCUUUUAUGAAGCGCAGCAUCUGCGGCUGACGAGGAGACGCUUCAUUUCUUUGGAGAUUUAAUUAUAUCUGUGUCUCAGCAGCACAAUUCCAGAUCGAUCGUAACCGGAAGACAUU
Messenger RNA from Carassius carassius (crucian carp), 2516 nucleotides. Its product is annotated as ceramide transfer protein. Gene Ontology annotation, molecular function: phosphatidylinositol-4-phosphate binding. The transcript has 18 exons. Lineage: Eukaryota; Metazoa; Chordata; Actinopteri; Cypriniformes; Cyprinidae. The record is from RefSeq and is a predicted model, not a curated record. Bases 13 to 1938 code for a protein of 641 amino acids. Gene Ontology annotation, biological process: ER to Golgi ceramide transport. Gene Ontology annotation, cellular component: Golgi apparatus.